AGCAUUAUUCAAUUACACCUCCUCUCUCUCUCUCUCUCUCUCUUCUUUCUCUCUUCACUCUACAGUGUAAAAUCUCAUAAGAAGAAGAGGAUUGAUUGUCUACAUUUCUGAAUAAAAGAGAACAGAUUCAUGAAGGGUCUAGCAGUGCUAAUUUUGCUGUUGGCGUUAAGUCGUAGUAUUGAACAUACUGAAGCUCAAUUUGACGGAGAAUGCAAAUUCCACAAGCCUCUGGAACCCAGACCUCACAGUGCAUCAGUGUUGGACUUUGGGGCUGUGGGUGAUGGGGAGACUCUAAAUACUCUGGCCUUCCAGAAUGCCAUUUUCUAUCUCAAAUCCUUUGCUGACAAAGGUGGAGCACAGCUCUAUGUUCCAGCUGGAAGGUGGCUGACCGGAAGCAUAAAGCUUACCAGUCACCUCACACUCUUCCUUGAAAAAGAAGCCAUUAUUCUGGGAUCAAAGGAUUAUGCUCAUUGGGAUAUAGUUGAAGCCUUACCCUCUUAUGGUGGAGGUAUUGAGGCACAAGGUGGAAGAUAUCGCAGCUUGAUUUUUGGAGAUAAUUUAACUGAUGUUGUGAUAACAGGUAAUAAUGGAACUGUUGAUGGUCAGGGUUCUAUAUGGUGGGAGCAGUUCACUGCCCAUUCUUUAAAUUAUACUCGACCGCACCUAGUAGAAUUUGUUAGCUCCAAAGAUGUUGUCGUCUCAAACUUGACCUUCCUGAAUGCUCCUGCCUGGAAUAUUCACCCGGUGUAUUGCAGUAAUGUUGUGGUUCAGAACAUAUCGGUUCACUCUCCAGCUAACUCCCCAUAUACCUAUGGUGUAGUACCAGAUUCUUCCGAGCAUGUGUGCAUUGAGAACAGCAACAUUAGCAUGGGCCAUGAUGCUGUUGUUCUCAAAAGCGGUUGGGACAAGUACGGGAUUUCCUAUGGCAAACCUACUUCGAAUGUCCAUGUUCGAGGGGUUAGGCUGCAGUCUUUUGCAGGUGCUGGAAUGGCUUUUGGCAGUGAGAUGUCUGGUGGUAUCUCCAAUGUGCUAGUAGAGCAUGUUUACUUGCAUGACUCCCUUUUGGGGAUUGAGCUGAAGACAGCAAGAGGAAGAGGUGGUUAUAUCAAAGAUAUUCUAGUUACAGAUGUGGUUAUGGCAAAUGUGCAAGUGGGAAUUGAGGCCAUCGGUCAUUGUGAUUCUCAUCCGGACAAGAAAUUUGAUCCGUCUGCACUUCCAGUUGUUAGUGGUAUCACCUUUGAGGACAUUGUUGGCACAAAUGUUUCUAUAGCAGGCAAUUUCACUGGAUUAUCUGAAUCUCCCUUUACUUCAAUAUGUCUAUCAAACAUCACCUUUUCCAUUUCUUCCAACCCUUUUACACCAUGGCUAUGCUCUGAUAUAUCCGGUUCUUCUCAAAAUGUGUCUCCUGAACCAUGUCCUGAGCUCGAGAGCUCAUUUUCUAGUACUACUUCAACUUGCUUUGCCCUCUUACACCACCCUUACAGUCAAGUUGCAGUUUUGUAAGUGAAACAAUUCAUUUCAUUGAAACUAUACAAUGAGACACAUUUCAACUUCCAAUGCUGGUGUAUAUUCUCCAAUAAGAUGCAAUGCAGAAUCUACGGUGUCGUGCUUAUGCAAGUAUCAAGAAUCCAAUGAUACAAACA
Solanum stenotomum is the source of this 1643-nucleotide messenger RNA. RefSeq names its product probable polygalacturonase. The record is from RefSeq and is a predicted model, not a curated record. The coding region runs from base 130 to 1503 and encodes 457 amino acids. The transcript has 6 exons. Gene Ontology annotation, biological process: carbohydrate metabolic process. Gene Ontology annotation, molecular function: polygalacturonase activity. NCBI's taxonomy places the organism in Eukaryota, Viridiplantae, Streptophyta, Magnoliopsida, Solanales, Solanaceae.